This is a messenger RNA of Cutaneotrichosporon cavernicola, 1494 nucleotides long. RefSeq lists its product as uncharacterized. The record is from RefSeq and is a predicted model, not a curated record. The coding region runs from base 1 to 1494 and encodes 497 amino acids. The transcript has 3 exons. Lineage: Eukaryota; Fungi; Basidiomycota; Tremellomycetes; Trichosporonales; Trichosporonaceae.
AUGCCGUUCCGCGCGGCCCAAGGCGGUCCAAUGAAGGGCCGACGUGCCGGCGGGGAUCUGCGAGAGCGUCAAGCACCCGCCGGACAGGGACAGCAAGGCGGACAGACGCCGCAAGCCAGUGGUGCGCAAGCUCAACAGAGCCAGGCUGGUGGACAGGCUCAGGGAUCACCCCAAGCUCAGCAGCCCGCAGCUGCUUCACCCUCAGCCGCUGCCAACCAGGCGUCCGUCCAGGCUGGGCAGUCGCCUGCAGCGGCUGCGGCCGGCGGCUCCUCUGCGGCAACGCCAGUAGGUCAAUCGGUGGCAGCUGGAGCGCCAGCUGCGGCUGCAGCGUCCCAAAGCGGGACGCAAAACGCUGCACAGCCUGCGGGUCAAAACGGGACACCUGGCGGGCCGACCAACCUUCCCUCAGUCGCGGGUGCGAGUGGCUCUGCGUCAUCUACUCACACGUCGUUCUCGGCGCCUCACUGGUCCACGGACCCUGGGGCAUUCAUCAGCAGCACAGUGGACCAUGGCUCCAAGGGGUUAAGCCAGCCCGUAAUAGGCGCUCUUGUUGGCGGCAUCAUUGGCGGCCUGGCCCUUAUCAUCGUAUCGUUUGUGAUCUGGCGCCAGUGUCGUGGCAGAGGCGAGAAGGUCGCACCUCCACCUCCGCGGGAAGUGUCGUACCGCCCGCCGACCAUGGUUGGAAAUCCUCCUCGGUCAAUGAGUAUGACGAUGAGCAGCAGCCAUCGCGUAAGCUCAUACUCGACCCGUGAGUUCCUAGGACCUCGCCCGUCGGGCACCUUCAGGCAGUCGUACUACUCUGCAUACCCGGUUGACUCGCCCACGUCCUCAAUACAGCAAGACCAGUCGCCUCGCUUCCCUUCCAACUCGAUCCCUGGGUCGCCGUCUUUCACGUCAUCAGGUGGAACAACGCCGCACCGUGAUGGCUCGACAGGAUCUGGCACGUCCUCCGGCACCGAAGCGCCAGUGUUCCAAGAACACGAUGGUAGACCACUUCGCCGGGCUGGCAACUCUGCAGACCAGCUCUCGCCGUACGACAAUUUACCGCCCAGCGACGGUUCCGAGUCGCGGACAACCGGAUCCAACUCGCGGACCAGCUCGCCGCCUCCCUCGAUUGCAAGUCGGCUUCCUCAGCGGAACCCGUCCAAUGGCUCGCUCGGUAGUGGCUUGCGGUACGGCGGCACUCAGCGUGGAGCACCCCAUAACCGGUCAAUCUCCAUCACACUCCCCCGCCCCUUAAGCCAGACGUCAAUCAAUGCUCUGGACAGUAAUCCUGUCUCCCCCUUAGGGACGUAUCACCCCCGUCACGGAUUCACGAGCAACCGCACGACGCCUCGCACCUCGAUGUACGGCGAGUUCGGUGCUCAGUCCAUACAAGUGUCGCCUUCUGGUCACCGGCGCGGCCCGUCAACCUCGUCACGUCAUUCGGAAAACCGCCCGGACGCCGCUCAGGUCGACAACCUCCGCUUCGAAGGCCGCGAGGACAUUGUCUGA